CUGGGCCAGGCGCUGGCCGUGAGGGCUCCUGCCAGGUCUACCCCACCUGUGGGCAUGGCCGUCGGCAGAGGAUAGAAGCCACCGACAGGCUCAAAUCCCUGCUCCUGCCCCCUCUUACCCCCCAGUAACCAAGCCCAGCAUUGAGGCUGGGCGCUGGCACCCAGUAGGUCUGAGUCUUUCAGGUAGAAGGUGGAAGCGUAGGCCAGGUGUGCAGUGAGUGGCACAGGUGAGCGGCGCUGGGAAGCCAGAGCGUGUGGGCCGGGCCGUGAGGACAGCGUCCUCACUGGGGUGGCAGUUGGCUUGGAGGUCACCUGGGGCUCGCUUAGCUAACAGGAGAGGGUGCUUAUUCCCCGCAUUCGUGGUGGUCCCUCCUGGUCACCCAUUGAAGCAGUGUUUGUGGUGGAGCCCCUGAGGGCUUGGUAGGGUUGAGCAGAAUGAGGGAAGUUUUCCUGGAGCAGGGAGGGAGACAGCUAGGGCAGCAAGUGAAGGACAGACUCGCCUUCCCAUCCCUCCAGGGGCACUCCUGCCAGCCAGCCCCUCCCCCGCUUCCCACGAUGGGGUGGCUGUUGGAAUUCUGCACCUCAUCUCUUCUGAUUGUCGGGGCCCAGGACAAGGGGACUGGUGUUUGUGGGCCUCACCCCCCCAGGCUGACAGGAGGAGGAAGCCAUGUCCCAGCAGGCUAGGACAGAGGGACCCCCAAUGCCAACAGUGCUUUAUCAGCGGGUGCCAGGCAAAGCCAUCCCCAGGGUGAGGACAACAUCUCCCUGGGCCCUGUUAUCAGUCACAGAGUCCACAGGACGCUCCUUGGGUUAACGUGUAACCAUGAGCCCUCCCCUCCACCCCCUGAAGCCACUGGCUCCCAGAUUAGGUCGUUCUGGGGGUAUCAGGCCAGCAUGGACGCUGGCAAAGUGGGGCAGACCCUGAAGACUCACUGCUCUGCCCAGCGCCCAGAUGUCUGCAGGUGGCUGAGCCCCUUCAUCCUCUCCUGCUGCGUGUACUUCUGCCUCUGGAUUCCCGAGGACCAGCUGUCCUGGUUCGCUGCCCUGGUCAAGUGCCUGCCCGUCCUCUGCCUGGCCGGGUUCCUGUGGGUCAUGUCCCCAAGCGGGGGCUACACCCGGCUCCUCCAGGGAGCCCUCGUGUGCUCGGCUGUGGGGGACACCUGCCUUAUCUGGCCUGAAGCCUUCCUCCCUGGCAUGGCCGCCUUUGCCACCGCCCACCUCCACUACGUCUGGGCCUUCGGCUUCUCUCCCCUGCAGCCCGGCCUGCUGCUGCUCAUCAUCCUGGCCUCCAGCCCCUACCUCAGCCUUGUGCUCCAGCACCUUGAGCCGGAUAUGGUCCUGCCGGUGGCAGCCUAUGGGCUGAUCCUGAUGGCCAUACUGUGGCGCGGCCUGGCCCGGGGCGGGAGUGCCGGCUGGGGCGCGCUGCUCUUCACACUCUCUGAUGGCGUGCUGGCCUGGGACACCUUCGCCCAGCCCCUGCCCCAUGCCCGCCUGGUGAUCAUGACCACCUACUAUGCUGCCCAGCUCCUCAUCACACUGUCAGCCCUCAGGAGCCCGGUGCCCAAGACUGACUGACUAGGGAGCUUGAAGGGCCGGUGUUCAGGCCCUGUCCUCCUGCAAGGACCUGGGCCUCCCAGACCAGCCCAGCCUGAGAAAUACCCUCAGCAGCAAAGCUUCCUGACGCCCGUCUGCAGGUGCCGCUGCCGCCGUCGCUUCUGGCUGAAGACAUCUGAGGACGAUUUGCGGAAUUCCAAGUCCACUGCUGGGUUCCAGCUGCCUUCCUCCGGUUCUGACUCCAGAUUCCUGGCUCCUCAGCCAGGCCCACAUGCAGCCCUCCCAGCCACCAGCCUGCCUCCGUGUUCGCUGUUGGCCCCACAGCCUGCCCGCCCCCUGCUGCUGCUCUAUCGUUUUCCUUGUGGGUGUGGAACUGCAGAUGUUGCUGUUACCGUAGGAGAGGCCUCGGGGAGGGUCAUCAUUGUGAUAGACCAUCGCGGUUAAUGACAGCGGACGGUUCUUGGUCGCUCCCCAUGGACCAGGCCUGGUGCCCAGUCGGACCCUCCAUGGCCCUCUGGCCGGGGGGGAUUCGAGGGGAUAAAGUGAGGAUUGUGCAGAACUGAGCCAAGAGGACUGUUUGGUCUCUAUGUUAGUUUCCUGGGGCUGCUGUCACAAAUUACCCCAAGCCAGAUGCUUUGAAACAAGAUGAAUGGACUCUCCUGCAGUUCUGGAGACCCAAAGUCCAAAAUCGGUGUUUUCCGGCCCAUGGCCCCUCUUGAGGCUCUAGGGAAGAAUCCGUCCUUGCCCUUUCGGCUUCUGGAGGCUCCCAGGAAUCCCUGGCUUCCCUCGGCCUGUGGCUGUAUCUCUGUGUCUUCAUGUGACUUGUCUUCAUCUGGCAGCCUCCCUCUGUGUCUGCAUCCUUCUAGGGACACAGGUCAUUGGAUUUAGGGCCCACCCUAAACCCAGGGUGAUUCCAUCUCAAGAUCCUUAAGUAUGUCUGCAAAGCCCCUAUUUCUAAGUAGUGUCACCUGCAGAGGUACCUGGGGUUAGGACUUGGACAUAUCUUUCUAGGGGACACAACCCGCUGCAGUCACAUGCAGUAUCAGGAGAGGGGUUGGAGGCUUGAGGAUGAGGGGUAUUGGAGGAGGGAGGGCGGCAAGGGGGUAGGAAUCAAAUGGGAAGGAGGAACCCAGCUGUGCUCCUUGUCAAGGCGGUGUGACCUUGGCAAGCUGCUAUCCCUCUCUGGUCCUCAGAUUCUGCAUCUCUAGACUUGACAGGGUCCAAGCUGCUCUCCAAGACCCUAUUUGACUUCUGCAUCCAUGAUGUGCUUUCAGUGACUCAUAGCAGAGAGGCGACUUCUCCAUCCAUGGUCAGCAUUUAGAGACUCUUACAGCAGAGAGGUGACCUCUCUAUCCAUGGUCAGCAUUUAGAGACUCUUACAGCAGAGAGGCGACUUCUCCAUCCAUGGUCAGCAUUAGAGACUCUUACAGCAGAGAGGCGACCUCUCUAUCCAUGACCUGCAUUUAGCGACUCUUAGAGCAGAGAGGUGACUUCUCCAUCCGUGACCUGCAUUUAGGGACUCAUAGCAGAGGCAACUUCUCCAUCCAUGGCCAGCAUUUAGGGACUCUUACAGCAGAGAGGUGACUUCUUCCAUGACCUGCAUUCAGGGACUCAGAUGUGAGAGUACAGAGGUGGGAAGGGAAGGUGGGGAGCCUGGAGGAUGGGGACCAGGAAGGAAAGUGAGGACAGGAAUCCACAGUUGGAGUGAGGAGAAGUGGAAGCUGAGGGAUUUCCUUGAGGAAAGAUUGGACUCAGGUUUGAAACCUCCACUUCCUCCUCAUCGCCUACCCUCUCCACUCAGACCUGAUGAAAGGCGGGGAAAGAGGAAAUUGCACAGUGAAGUGCAGCAGGAGGGAUGGGGGUCUGGGUGUGCAGAUUCCAGGGGCACGUGGGGCCUGCAGACAUGAGGGAUUCCUGGAGGUGAGGGAGGAGGCUGGAGCCUGGACUCCUGGGUCUGAGGGAGGAGGGGCUGGGCCUGGACUCCUGAGUCUGUGGAAGAAGGGACUGGGGAUCUGGACUCCUGGGUCUGAGGAAGGAGGUGCUGGAGCCUGGACUCCUGGGUCUGAGGGAGGAGGGGCUGGAGCCUGGACUCCUGGGUCUGAGGGAGGAGGGGCUGGGGGCCUGGACUCCUGGGUCUGAGGGAGGAGGGGCUGAAGCCUGGACUCCUGGGUCUGAGGGAGGAGGGGCUGGGCCCAUAAUCCCUGGUGUUUGGGGAACAUUCUGGCUUUUGGUCCCUGGGCUCUGUGGGGUUGGCUGUCCAGAGCGACGGGACGCUGCUCUCCUGUCGGCAUCCAGCAGCCCCAGCGUCCUGUCCCUCCUCCCUGAUUCUGGCCCCCCGACGACCUUUCGUCUGACUUUUCAGAGGUCUGCUUUCUCAUGAUCUGAUUGGUGUUUCUCUAAAGUGGAACUCUCGGAGGUGCUGCGCACAUCCCCCUCAGGCUCCUUCCAGCCCUUCCAGGACUCAGACCUGGGGCAAGGGGCAAAACGCCGGCUCUGUCUUCUCUCGCAAGCCAGGGUGGCUGGUGGGGAUGAGGCGGGUGGGACUCAGCAGCCUUCAUCCCGAUCCUGCAGGUCAGACUACCGUGGGUCUGAUUCUCCAUCUGGUCCCUUCCCAGGCCCUCUGGACCACCACAGAGGCCACAGCCGCAGGUUAGUGACCCCAUCAGCCUCCAUCCUGCACGUCUAGGAAGGGCCAUGGGGUUCUGUCUUCUGUUCACUGCAGAGCCUUCUCCCCAUGUCUCAGCCCCCAAGGCAGACAGAAUCAUGAGUGUGGAGGCUCGGACCUCCAGCUCCAUCACCCUGAGCUGGGCAGCCCCCGGGCCCAGACCGGCAGACUUCCAUCUGCUGGGUCCAGGGGCAUGGCCAGCAGGAACAAACACGUCAGACUGCUGGCUAGUGGUGGAGGGGCUUCAGCCUGGGACCCUCUACACCUUCUCUGUGUGGGCCAAGAAGAAAGGAAUAGGUGGUCCCAGGGAUGUCCUGAGCACGUCUACAGGUAAGAGAGGCCACCUUUCCACUGCCCAGCAACAUGUGGGUGUGUGUGCACGUGCAUAUAUGUGUGUGCAUGUGUGUGCGUGUGUGGGUGUACAUUUGUAAAGUGCCGGGCUGUGCACUUUAUUCUCAUGAUUAGAGCCACAAACAAACAUUAUCAAAUGACUCUCUUUCCACAUUCCCAAACUAGUCCCUGGCCUGGUCAUGCAGGCUCAGACCACCAGCUCCCUCACCCUGAGGCCCCCGCAGGCCCAGACCCCAAGACCUGCCCCUACUGGUCACUGGGCCAAUGACUCCUCAGACAUCAGGGUGCCUGUGGAGGGCCUGGCUGCAGGGACCCAGUACCCUAGCAUGUGGGCCGGGAAGCAUGAGGUCAACAGCCCCAGCCAGAUGCUCACAGAGGCCAUAGGCGAGGGAUGAGAGCACUCUGGGCUUGGGGACUAGGAGGCCUCAGGAGGCCUCUGGCAUCUGGGCCCCACUGAUAGGGUGCAUCCCUCCAUAGCUAGCAGGGCUGUGGGAAGGAGGGGAUGCUUUCCUUUGCCCUGGAGGCCCAGGGACUGUGGGGUGUGGUCUGUGAAGCAGCUUCACUGUGCACUGGUUACCAACUCGCCAGAGUCUGAUGAGACAGUACGCCACAUGCAAAAAGUUACAUGAAGUGGGCUUGUUACAGAUGGGCAGCAAGGGACAGCAGAAGCCCAGGGUCCAUUGUGAGGUGGUCCCAAGGCUUAGGAAAGUGGCCUAGGGAGGAUAGGGUCACAACUGUGUGUGCCUCACUUGUAUGGCAGCUGAGGGACCCCAAAAAGUACCCAGCCGUGGGUUUUCUACUCUGGGGGAAACCUGAGUCACUGGGCUCAAGCAUUGAAAGGCAUCCUGUUUCUAGGGCAGGCGGGAAUGGAGCCCAGGCUGCCUGGCCAGUCCCUUCAUAGCUCGGGAUGCUGCAUUCCCAGCACAUUCUACAGUUACUCUUGAGAACUACAAGUAAGAGACAACUGGGUCUGUUUAAGGCCACUCAGAUAACCUUCCUGCAGGAACGCUGACCCCUUCCCUUCCUUUCCUUGCCCAGCCAGGUCAUGGAUCUGAGGAUACAGGCUCAGACCCUGAGUUCUGUCACACUAAGGUGUAUAUCCCCCCCGGGCCCAGACCCCCACACCUACACCUACUGGGUCCAGUGGGCAGGGACCACAGCCCCCAGUGGGACCAGAAGUGUGGCAGAGAUGGGGUCAUGGUGGAGGCCCUGGAAUCUGGGACUUCAUAAACCUUCAUUGUGUGGGCUGAAAGGCGCGGUGGGUCACGCCUGAAAUCCCUGCAUUUUGGGAGGCUGAGGCAGGCGGAUCACCUGAGGUCAGGAGCUCGAGACCAGCCUGGCCAACAUGAUGAAACCCUGUCUCUACUAAAAGUACAAGAAAAUUAGCUGGGCGUGGUGGUGCAUGCCUGUAAUACCAGCUACUCAGGAGGCUGAGGCAGGAGAAUCACUUAUUCUCCUGGGAGAUGGAGGUUGCAGUGAGCCAAGAUCGCACCACUGCGCUCCAGCCUGGGUGACGAGCAAAAUUCCGUCUCAAAAAAUAAAUAGUCGGUCACGGUGGCCCAUGCCUGUAAUUCCAGCACUUUUGGGAGGCCAAGGCAGGCAGAUCAUGAGGUCAGGAGUUCAAGACCAGUGUGGACAACAUGGUGAAACCCUGUCUCUACUAAAAAUACAAAAAUUAGCCAGGCGUGGUGGCACAUGACUGUAAUCCCAGCUACUUGGGAGCCUGAGGCGGGAGAAUUGCUUGAAUUCGGGAAGUGGAGGUUGCAGUGAGCCUAGAUCGUGCCACUGCACUCUAGCCUUGGUGACAGGGUGAGACUCUGUCUCAAAAUAAAUAAAUAGCCUGGUGUGGUGGCUCACGCCUGUAAUCCCAGCACUUUGGGAGGCCGAGGCGGGUGGAUCACCUGAGGUUGGGAGUUAGAGACCAGCCUGACCAACAACAUGGAGAAACCCCAUCUCUACUAAAAAUACAAAACUAGCCGGGUGUGGUGGUGUAUGCCUGUAGGAUCGCUUCAACCCAGGAGCCGGAGGUUGUGGUGAGCCAAGAUUGCACCAUUGCACUCCAGCCUGGGCAACAAGAGUGAAACUCCAUCUCAAAAAUAAAAUAAAUUUUCUGCAUCUUAGCAGGUUCUCCUGUCUCCCCUCCAGUUUGUACCCCCCUUCCCCAAGAGUGACCAGUCUCCUGAUCUUUAUCAUCGUAAAUUAGUGUAGUCUGUCCUUGAACCUUCUCUAAGUGGAAUUAUAUAGUAUGUAGUUAUUUGAUUCUGGCUUUCUUCACUCAACAUUGUGGAUGAAAUGUGGAUCCAUGCCGUGUGUUUUUAUUUUUAUUGCUGCGUAGUAUUUAUCAUAUGAAUGUAUUCCAAUUUAUUGUUUCAUCCCUGUCUUCAUGAACAUUUUAUGUUUCUAGUUUUGGGCUACUGUGAAUAAAGCUACCAUGAACA
This is a messenger RNA of Symphalangus syndactylus (siamang), 7007 nucleotides long. It is a transcript of the gene TMEM86B, whose product is annotated as transmembrane protein 86B. Gene Ontology annotation, molecular function: hydrolase activity. NCBI's taxonomy places the organism in Eukaryota, Metazoa, Chordata, Mammalia, Primates, Hylobatidae. Gene Ontology annotation, cellular component: membrane. The record is from RefSeq and is a predicted model, not a curated record.